Hermetia illucens (black soldier fly) is the source of this 2052-nucleotide messenger RNA. RefSeq names its product SET domain-containing protein SmydA-8 (gene SmydA-1). NCBI's taxonomy places the organism in Eukaryota, Metazoa, Arthropoda, Insecta, Diptera, Stratiomyidae. Gene Ontology annotation, molecular function: protein binding. The transcript is spliced from 7 exons. The record is from RefSeq and is a predicted model, not a curated record. Bases 290 to 1864 code for a protein of 524 amino acids.
UGUCUUAGCAAGAACUCAGAGAGUCAAGACGGAAGAAGUGAAGUGAGAACUAUGUAGUUGAAGAAAUUGGGCCCGUGUCUAACACCUUUUAGUGAUAAUUCGUAAUUACCGACGUGCGAAUGGGGAAUGAAGCGGAAAUUUAGUGUUUAAUUGAAAUUUGCAAAUCAGAUUUAGUACUUUUAUCUCUGAAAUCUCUGAAAAUUGGCAAAAGAUUGUGAUUUGUAAGACGUCCUGUAACAGAUAAGGAAUCUACUGUUGAAAAACACUAAGAAAUUGAAGGGAAAAGAAAAUGGUCUCGAACGGUUCAAGUGCAAGUGAUAAAUGUGUGGUGUGCGGAGUGGAAAGUAAAUCCAAGUGUUCGAAUUGUGGCCAAGCGUAUUACUGUUCGGUGGAGCAUCAGAAGCAGGACUGGAAGAAUCAUAAGCUCCAGUGCCAUCCAUUCAAAAUCGAGCACAAUGAAAAAUUCGGAAGAUAUUUAGUGGCCAGCAGGAAUAUAAAAGCCAGUGAAGUAGUACUUCGGGAAUCCUGCUUGGUUUGCGGUCCUAAUCAAAUCAGUGGACCAGUGUGUGUGGGGUGUAUGAAAGGACUCCAGGCAAACGAUUAUUUGGAAUGUGAACGAUGCGGAUGGCCCGUUUGCCAGAGGAUAUGCCAGAAUUCACCGGAACACCGAGGUGAAUGUGAAUUAACCGUGGCAAGAGGGAGUAAGAUAAAAAUUCAUCAUUUUGUGGCACCACAUCCACAGUAUCAGUGCCUUUCAAUUUUACGAUGUAUGCUACUCAGGGAAAAGGAUCCCUCCAAAUUCCAGCGACUGAUGCAGUUAGAGUCCCACGACAAUCAGAGGAAGGGUUCAGAACAAUGGAUAAGCGACCGCGAAGGAAUAGCGAAGUUUAUUCCAAGAUUCUUCAAAAUGGAUAAUUGGACUGAAGACGAAAUAAUGCAGCUUACCGGAAUCCUUCAAAUAAAUGGUCACGAAGUCCCACUCUCUGAACCGCCUUAUGUAGCCAUCUACGAUUUGGCAUCAUUGGUUGAGCAUUCAUGUUUCCCAAACUUGUCGAAAAGUUUCACCAAAAAAGGAGAUGUCAUCUUCUGGGCAGCAGUUGACAUCAAAAAGGGUACAAAUCUGAGCAUCUGUUAUUCGGAUGCCUUGUGGGGCACAGCAAGUCGGCAGAAUCACCUAUUGGAGACGAAACUGUUCAAGUGCGAAUGUGUUAGAUGUAAGGAUGUCACAGAGCUGGGAACGAAGUACAGUGCAAUCAAAUGUAAUCGCAAUGACUGCCCAGGACUUGCUUUGCCGUUAAGUUUGGAGCAAUGGAGCGGUGAUUGGAGGUGUGAUACUUGCCAGCAUGCUUUGGACAAAUCAUACAUAAGCGAUAUUCUCGAUCGCGCAGGAACCGAUCUUUCCGUUAUGAAGAAAAAUUCCACUGAAGAUUGCUUCAAGUACCUACAGCACUACAGUAAGUGGUUACCACCGCAGCAUCAUCAUUUAGCAGAGGUAAAAGUAGUCCUUGCCCAGCUUAUUGGCGCUGGCGGUCCUGAAGUAAUUCAAACUUUAGAUGACGCAAGCCUUGAUAAGAAGAUUUCAUUCUGCAGGGAAACAUUGAAUCUAUAUGAAAAGUUAGCACCAGCGGAGGCACGAGUUCUUGGACUACUUCAUUUCGAAAUGCACGCAGCUCUUGCUGAGCGAGGACGCAGAGCAUCCCCUGGUAAUCCAGAUAUGUGCCAGUCCGCACUGGAAGAGUCUUUGAAACACGCGGAGGAAGUAGUUAAAUUGCUCCAACAUGAACCAAAAAUUUUGUCAGAAGGACAAAUUUGUGCUCAGGCGAAGAUAAACCGAGACUCGUUGAAGCUGGUUUUGGGACUUUGAGUGCAUCAACCAGAAUUAUUAUACAUACAAAAGUGAACUUAGAUACUUAGUAGUUUUCCCGUUUAUUUUUGACAUAUUUAAGCUAAUGCAACUGUAAAGGAAAAAGACAUGAACCUAUAUACAUGAGUGUGUUUGAAGGCUAUUUAGACACCCACUUCAUACUAUUUACAGAGAGCUACGCAAGAAGC